CAGAGCCGCAUCUCAUUCUCCGUGGACCUUCCCCGCCAUCACCGCCUACUCUCGCAACCUCGCCCCUCGCCCCUCGCCCCUCGCACCUAGAACCUGCAUCUUCCCGUGCCAGCCCGGGCGACAUCACUCACUCGAUCUAUCCACAACACGACCCGACGGUGACGCCACUGGCGCAGGGGACAACGAGUCCGAAUAUACGGCCAAGGAGAGGCUGCAGGUUGUUUUCAAGAGCGGGGUUUUGGCGACGUGGAGGGCGUGACGAACCCGAGCUAGACACCGUCCCAGAGGACCUUGAGCAUCACUCCUCAGCCGACAGCGAUAGAGACGUGCCGCCAUGAUGGAUGACUUCGUGUCGGAGAGCGAGAGCGACUAUACCAGCUACUGGCGGGACUGGUUCAUCUCGUCCCGCGGCAACGAGUACUUCUGCGAAAUCGACGAAGAGUACCUUACAGAUCGAUUCAACCUGACGGGUCUUAACACGGAAGUCCAGUAUUACCAGUAUGCGCUGGAUCUGAUCACAGACGUCUUCGACCUUGACUGCGACGAUGACAUGCGCGAGGCCAUCGAGAAGUCCGCUCGUCACUUGUAUGGCCUGGUCCACGCCCGAUACAUCGUUACGACUAGAGGUCUAGCAAAGAUGCUCGAGAAGUAUAAGAAGGCCGACUUUGGCAAAUGCCCCCGCGUCCACUGCAACUCGCACCCCCUGCUGCCCGUGGGCCUGACCGACGUCCCGAACCAGAAGCCGGUCAAGCUGUGGUGCGCGCGCUGCGAGGACCUCUACAACCCCAAGUCGAGCCGCCACGCUACUAUCGACGGCGCCUACUUCGGCACCUCGUUCGCCCAGAUCCUCUUCCAGGUCUACCCGUCCCUGACGCCCACCAAGUCCAUCGAGCGCCACACGCCCCGGUGCUACGGCUUCAAGGUGCACGCGUCCGCCGCCCUCGAGCGCUGGCAGGACGAGCAGCGCGACACGAUGCGCCGCCGCCUCAAGCGCCAGGAGGUCGAGCCCGGCUUCAAGGACGACGGCGAUGUCGACGACGACGAGGAGGACGAGGACGAGGACGAGGAUGAGGAGGUCGAGUUCCACCAGGGUGCUGGUGCCGCAGCCGCAGCCGGCGCCGGUGCCGAGGCAGGAGCCCAACACGUCGCGGGCUAGGAGCCCCGCCAAUUCUCAACCAAACCCAAACGUUCCCCCACCGGUUCGGAAUCUUCGUCGCUGUGAUUCUUCCACGGGGGUAUAAGAGGGGCGGUUGGCCAGUUAGUCAUCGUCGUCGUCAUCGUCGUGCGUAUGCGUGUUGUUGCUUUUGGCGUUCAGGCGGGCCGGGAUAUAAUGGGUCACGAUGGAAAUACCUCAGUUGCAUCGGCAGGGCGUGCAGUUUAUGGUCAUGCAUUAGGCACUAUGGUUUUGCCUCAUUGAUACCUGUUCAGGCAAGAUAAUCCAAGUGAUUGAAAAGUCAUCCAAGGCAUCAUAUUGAAUUGUAUUAUUACUUGUGCCCUCUCUCCUUAUGCGACGCUGCAUUGCCAGGCCGAAAGCCAGCAUCUUUAUUCUCCUCAGAUGUUGUCUGGUCAUGCAAGUUUAUGGACAUGGUAGUGUUGACCACGUGAGAUGUUUCCAUAAGCGCUCGGUGAGCGCCUCUCAGAAUAUGGCCUCAAAAUUGAGCCGCCCCGAGCCAAUACGUCACAAACAACAGCCGAGCUUGAUCUGCACAUGUCACUCUACUGAUGGGAUCCAAGGUGAUAAGGUGGGGUACAAAGUACCCGA
Diaporthe batatas is the source of this 1762-nucleotide messenger RNA. RefSeq lists its product as uncharacterized. The record is from RefSeq and is a predicted model, not a curated record. Lineage: Eukaryota; Fungi; Ascomycota; Sordariomycetes; Diaporthales; Diaporthaceae. Gene Ontology annotation, molecular function: protein kinase regulator activity. The transcript is spliced from 3 exons. Gene Ontology annotation, cellular component: cytoplasm; protein kinase CK2 complex. The coding region runs from base 335 to 1156 and encodes 273 amino acids.